Messenger RNA from Micropterus salmoides (largemouth bass), 2209 nucleotides. It is a transcript of the gene il11a, whose product is annotated as interleukin 11a. The record is from RefSeq and is a predicted model, not a curated record. Bases 384 to 986 code for a protein of 200 amino acids. The transcript has 5 exons. Lineage: Eukaryota; Metazoa; Chordata; Actinopteri; Centrarchiformes; Centrarchidae. Gene Ontology annotation, cellular component: cytoplasm. Gene Ontology annotation, molecular function: cytokine activity; growth factor activity. Gene Ontology annotation, biological process: positive regulation of cell population proliferation; positive regulation of MAPK cascade.
UUGGACUUAGCCUACCACACUCGCAUCCCUCUCUGCAUUUCUGUUGCCUCUCUCUCUCUCUCCAAACUGUCCAAGUGUCUCUCUGCCUUCAGCACUCCAUAAAGACUACAAGGGGCUCAUCUCAAACUUUUACCACAGACAGAAAAAGUUUGGCGAUAUUGACUUUUACCUUCCUUUCUCUCUGAGUGCCUCAGUCAUCACUCUGCUCUCUCAUUCAUUCUCUCUCGACCUGACAACUUUCCUCCUCACUCUGACUUGAAGAGUGCGAAGAAGGAACCGGAGCACGUGACAAUUUCCGGAGUUCAAUUUAUUUAUUAAUUUUCAAUUUAUUUAUUUAUCCACGUUUGUUUGCUGGUUUAACUACCCCUUGGAUCCGAAACAUUAUGAAAUUGCUGCUCGACUCCUCCUCAUCCCUCCUCUUCUCACUGCUAUUGGCUCAGCUGCCUGUGUUCACGUCUGCCUCUCCGGUACCACAGCGGCGGCCCACAGACAUGGAUAAACUGUCCAAUCAGACCAAAAAUCUAAUGAAGCUCACCCAAGAGCUGCUGAGGGAGCAUGCAUUUGACUCAGACGUGGAGCCCCACAGGUUCAGGUCCCUGCCAGAAAUGAGCAACAGAUCAGCCAAUGACCUCAACAAUCUUGAGCUGAAGCCCACACUCUCUCAGCUGCAUGCUGACCUGAAGCUGUAUGAGCACCACUUUGAGUGGCUGAACAGGGUUUCAAAGAAGCACCACCACCCUGCAGUGCCCAAGCUUGUAGAGAUGAUCAGAGAGAUGAAAUCUCUUAUCACCCUGCUGCACCGUCAGAUGCAGAAAGUUGAAGCACCAAGGCUGACUCCGGCGACCCCGUCCCUCCCCCCUCAUCUACCCUAUCAGUUUGAUGUCCUGCAGUCGAGCCAUGAGCUUCUCCAACACUUCAAGCUCUUUUGUGAUUGGGCAUACAGAGCAUUCGUCAGCCUCAAGCCAAAGGUCCCUGCAGUGCAAUGAUGAUCCAAGCACAUUAAUUAUUUUCCUUUUAACUACUUGGCUACAGAGCCAGUGAGGAUACGUGGAGUCCAGCGUCAGCCAAAGGGGAAUUAGGACCAUGUCAGUGUGCACUGUUGUCAAUAGCAUCCUAUAGGAGGCCCAAAUGUCAAAUAAUGACAUGUGUGUUGAAGAAUGUGUCUUUCCAUCAGAGCCAAUAAGGAUGCGCAAUACUGCAGCCAGUUACAACCGUCAAGAUCCCCGUUAAAAGCCAGUUUAACUACAUGAUUCCCUAAACUCUCCCCAUUAAGGCCUUGUUCAUGACCAUGUUAUUUAUGUAUUUAUUUAUUUAUUGACUGUUAGUAAUUUAUUUAAUUUUAUUUAUUUGAAGUUGUAAUGUGUCACUUCCAUCUUUAUUUUCUGUAUUAACGUGAAUUCAUCAGUAAUCUUAAAUCUCUGUAAUCUUUCUUUUUGUCUUGUGUCUCACUGAUCCUCAAGCAAAACACAGUAGCACUUCCUGAACCUAUAGCUCUGAUAAUGACUUUUGUUUAAACAAACGUAUGCUACUUUGCAUUUGUGUCUUUCUUCAGCGAAUAUUUCUUCCAGUAGAUGUAGCAUAUAUUCGGGAUGGCCAAGGUUUUCACUAUCUCUCACUUACAGUGCCCUUAAAGUAACCAUUUUAGUUACAAUGUUAAAUGUGCCAUGUCUUAACAUAUCAAUUGAUGGCCUUUGAAAUUGAUUGCAUUGCAUCUGAAAAUGUCAAGAUGGUAAUCGAAGAGAAGUAAAUGCUUUCUUUUGUACCACAGGCAGAGUUGCCAUUUUAGAUGCCUGUUUGUCGCAUUCUGAAUGAGGAGGCAUAUUUAACAUUGUGGUAAAGUUAUUUGAAUGUGCCCUGUUGCUGAGCACUGAUGGACCGGAUUAGAUUCUUUGCACAAACCUGUUAGGAUUAGCCUCUUGGAUGAGUGAGAUGGCUGAUUUUGAACCUGUGCUUUUGGGUAGAAAAGAUUUUUUUAGUUAAACACCCAAAGCCUUAAAAUACUAUGUAUUGUGACACUAUGUUCUGUACUGGUGUACAUAAGUGUACAAGAAUGUAAAUUGCUCUAUACAUGUGCUUUUGUGUAUUAUGUUGUUUUCUACAAUAUAAUGUAGAUUACUUUACCAAUUUUAUCACUAUAUUUUUUGUUCAUUCCUAUUGUAGUAUUUGUUACAGUAUUGACUAUUUAUUUAAGUAAAGUGGUGGAACUAUU